This is a messenger RNA of Eimeria tenella, 210 nucleotides long. RefSeq names its product mannose-1-phosphate guanylyltransferase, putative. Gene Ontology annotation, biological process: GDP-mannose biosynthetic process; cell wall mannoprotein biosynthetic process. Gene Ontology annotation, cellular component: cytoplasm. The annotation marks the transcript as partial. The transcript is spliced from 2 exons. Gene Ontology annotation, molecular function: mannose-1-phosphate guanylyltransferase (GTP) activity. NCBI's taxonomy places the organism in Eukaryota, Apicomplexa, Conoidasida, Eucoccidiorida, Eimeriidae. The record is from RefSeq and is a predicted model, not a curated record.
AUGAAAGCCCUCAUCCUCGUGGGGGGCUACGGCACCCGCCUCCGCCCCCUCACUCUCUCCGUUCCAAAACCUCUUAUUCAGUUUUGCAACAGGUCCAUAAUUGAGUACCAAAUCGCUUCUUUCAAACGAGCCGGAGUCAAACACCUGAUUUUGGCUGUUGCUUACCAGUCUCAAGCCCUCAUGGAGGCCUUGCAGGAACUGGAGGCAAAG